AUUACGAUGAUGCUCGCCCUAGUAGUAAUACCCUAGGAUCCCCGCAUGGAGGCGCAUGGAUGUGUUGCGGGGAAAUGCUAUCUCAUGAGGAUGCAAUUUAGUCCUGGGCGGCGGAUGCUCAAUCGAAAAAACACACAGCCGCUUUACAUUUUCUCGUGUGUAUGUUGUCUUCAACAAUGCCUAUCUUUAAGAGCAAACACCCUAAUAUCUCAUUUCCUGACGAUGUCACGAUCUGGGAAUGGCUGCUCGAGGAGAGCUCAGAAUACUGUCCCUUAACGAAGUAUCCGGAGAAUAAACUUGCUGGUUUUGUUGAUGCGAUUACCAAAGAGAGGGUAUCGUGGAAAGACGUCAAAGCGGCAGCAACGUUUAUUUCGACCUCCCUCACUCGAGACUACGGCUUGCAAGAGGGCGACACGGUGUCUCUAUUCAGUCGAAAUACAAUAUGGUACCCCGUAAUGCUAUUUGCGGCUAUGCGUGUCGGUGGUGUGGUAUCCGGUGCAUCACCGGCCUAUAACGUCGACGAAAUGACAUAUGCGCUUCGCACUGCCAAUGCUAAGUUCAUAGCGACACAUCCUACAUCUAUCGACAUUGCGCUCCAAUCCGCUAAGAAUGUUGGUAUCCCAAAGAAGCAUAUCUUCCUCCUGGAAGGUCAAUUGGAAGGAUAUACCACAAUCAAGGAGCUUAUCGCAAGGGGGGAAAGAUACGGGGACCAUGACCAAGCUCCAUAUGCUAAGUUACCACGGGGCAAGAAGAACGGCAGUGUAUGCGCACUUCUCAGCUUCUCGUCUGGCACGACGGGGCUGCCGAAAGCUGUCAUGAUAUCCCAUCAAAAUGUCAUUGCACAAGCUCUACAAAUCAUACCUAUCACGCCGGCGGAUCAUAAAAAGGUAUUGGGCGUAUUGCCCAUGUUUCACAUCACUGGCCUCGUUCAUAGCAUGCACUUACCAUUAGUGAUCAACGCCGAGGUUAUCAUGGUUCCUGCUUUCAGCAUGGAGACGAUGCUGAAAACGAUUGUCGAAUACCAGAUUCCCGAGAUCCUCGUCGUACCGCCCAUUCUCAUACGCCUUGCUCGAGAUCCCCUUGUUGAUAAGUAUGACCUACGCUGCGUGAAGAGAUUAUCAAGUGGCGCCGCGCCAGUCUCUGAGGAGAUACUACAACUUUUGCAAAAGAAGCUCCCGCGCAGCGGAUUCAAGCAGGGCUAUGGUAUGACAGAGUCCUGCUCCUGCAUCACAGCUCACCCUCUUUGGGCAUACGAUUACCGCCAUGCCCAUAAAGUGGGCACGAUUGUGGCGAGCACUGAGGUUAAGGUCAUUAAAGAGGAUGGGACCGAGGCUGGUGUGGGGGAGUCCGGCGAGAUAUUGGCGCGGGGCCCUCAAAUAACUAUUGGGUAUUUGAAUAAUGAGAAGGCAACAUGUGAGACGUUUGAUACUGAUGGAUUCUUACACACGGGCGACCAGGGCUUCGUCGAUACUGAAGGGUUUAUCACCAUUACCGAUCGUAUCAAGGAGCUAAUCAAGGUAAAGGGGAUCGGUGUUGCCCCAGCCGAACUUGAGGAUCUGCUACUUGGCCAUCCAACAGUGGAGGAUUGUGCUGUUCUGGCAAUCCUAGAUGAUCGCACAGGCGAACGGCCGAAGGCAUUCGUGGUAGUCAAGAAAGGUCAUAGAGCUGACCACGCUACCGGACUCGAACUCAUCGCUUACGUAGAGAAGCACAAGACGCGACAUAAGUGAGUUAAGGAGAUUGAGUUCAUAGGGGAGAUACCGAAAAGUCCAAGUGGCAAGAUUCUACGGCGAGUAUUGCGGGAAAGAACAAAACGAGGCGUGAAGGGUGUUGUCGUAAAGGCACAAACCACACAAGCGAGGCUAUAAGGCUUCAUGUUACCCAGAUAUGCGUUUAAUGGGUAUAAUAUAAUUCAAUGCAACUUAUCCCUUC
This is a messenger RNA of Xylaria bambusicola, 1932 nucleotides long. Its product is annotated as acetyl-CoA synthetase-like protein. The transcript has 4 exons. NCBI's taxonomy places the organism in Eukaryota, Fungi, Ascomycota, Sordariomycetes, Xylariales, Xylariaceae. Gene Ontology annotation, molecular function: CoA-ligase activity. The record is from RefSeq and is a predicted model, not a curated record. The coding region runs from base 162 to 1730 and encodes 522 amino acids.